Messenger RNA from Linum tenue, 72 nucleotides. The record is from the annotation of a GenBank genome assembly. NCBI's taxonomy places the organism in Eukaryota, Viridiplantae, Streptophyta, Magnoliopsida, Malpighiales, Linaceae.
AUGCACAAUCACAAGAGCGGAAUUGAAAGGCGCGCUGCAAGGCCUGCAACUUGCUUGGAGUCAAGGUCAUAG